AUGCUUUUAGAUAUGCUGUUCUAUCCUUCUACAUCACCCCCUCCCAGUGAACUGCCCAUCCUGCUUAUUAUCAAUCCAAAAGGUGGACAGGGUAAAGCAAAGCAGAUCGCGUCCUCGAAUAUCACACCCCUGUUCCAACUGGCCAAUAUUCGGUUUCAGACCUGGGAAACGGAGCACACUGGACAUACUCGAGAAUUGGUGACUCAGUUAUCGAAGGAAGAACUCCUCAAGUACAAGGCUCUCGUUACUGUUUCCGGUGAUGGUUUAGUACAGGAGAUUGUCAAUGGUCUCUUCUCCAGAACCGAUCUUCCAUAUCUACCCAACAUUGGAGUCCUUCCGGCAGGCAGUGGGAACGCUGUCUCGGCAUCAGUGUGCUUCAAUUCCGGACUUCAAACUACCAAAGCGCUACUUAAGAAUACGUCUCUCCUUUUGGCCCUACCGGCGCAACCGCCCAAGACCCUGGCUCAGUGCUAUCCCAUUCCAAGGCAUAUUUUUCACCUGAACGUGACACCCUUCCAUCCCAUUCUCCUGCAGACGGACUCCAAAGACAAUGCGGAGGGAUUUAUCGUGCUCUCUGUCACUUGGGGAUUACUCGCAGAGUGUGAUCUUCGCAGCGAGGUAAUCCGCUGUGUAGGCGAAGCCCGGUUCUCGCUCACUUGUGUCUAUUUAAUCAUGAAAAAACGAACUUACCGGGGUACAAUCUCAUUCCUACCUGUCGACGAGCACGGAGAAGAUAUGCAAAAAUUCUACAAGCAUUUCGAUCGACAAGUAGUGCAAAAGCGAUCUUGCCUUUGCUGUGCCUCUGGUACUACUGUAAACAAGCACACCAUCCACGGCGGCUCCGCCCACAUACCCGACGAUCAAAAGAAGGUAAAUUCUCCACUAUUUGGUUGCUUUGCUGCCAAAAGGAUAAAAGUCCCUGUCCCUAAAUCCCCUCUAAUCUCCCUUUCACGUAAUGUAUUUGAGGCGUUUUAA
This is a messenger RNA of Dibothriocephalus latus, 975 nucleotides long. Lineage: Eukaryota; Metazoa; Platyhelminthes; Cestoda; Diphyllobothriidea; Diphyllobothriidae. The record is from the annotation of a GenBank genome assembly.